GCGACACUUCGACAACUAACCGGUUCAAGUCGACAAAGCAGCCAAGAUGCCUCGCGGACCUAAGAAGCACCAGAAGCGCCUUAGCGCGCCUUCGCACUGGCUCCUGGACAAGAUGUCCGGAACCUAUGCUCCCAAGGCCUCCCCCGGUCCUCACAAGCUCCGUGACUGCCUGCCCCUGAUCGUCUUCAUCCGCAACCGUCUCAAGUAUGCCCUGAACGGCCGUGAGACCAAGGCGAUCCUUAUGCAGCGUCUCAUCAAGGUCGACGGCAAGGUCCGCACCGACCCUACCUACCCCGCUGGUUUCAUGGACGUCAUCGGCGUUGAGAAGACCGGCGAGAACUUCCGUCUCAUCUACGACACCAAGGGUCGCUUCACCGUCCACCGCAUCCAGGCUGAGGAGGCCGAGUACAAGCUCUGCAAGGUCAAGCGCGUUCAGCUCGGCAAGGGCGGGAUCCCAUUCUUGGUUACGCACGAUGCGAGAACCAUCCGCUACCCUGACCCCGCCAUCAAGGUCAACGACACCGUGAAGGUCGAGGUUGCCACUGGCAAGAUCGCCGACUUCGUCAAGUUCGACACUGGUGUUGUCGCCAUGGUCACCGGUGGACGUAACAUGGGUCGUGUCGGUGUCGUCACCCACCGUGAGCGCCACGAUGGUGGUUUCAACAUCGUCCACAUCAAGGACGCCAUUGACAACACCUUCGCCACCCGUGAGUCCAACGUCUUCGUCAUCGGUCAGGACAAGCCCUGGAUCUCCCUGCCCAAGGGCAAGGGUGUCAAGCUCUCCAUCGCUGAGGAGCGUGACCGCCGCCGUGCCCUCGCCCAGAACUAGAUGUGGCAUGGUAAGUGAUGUAGGCUGCCUGAAAACAAAAGCGUUGAAAAAUCCGCUGGGGCGACGGCAUCUUGUCUUACUUUGUGGACCUGUAUGACGCCGGUUACGAUAAUAUUUGAAGCGUUAUUCAGAACAAAAAAAAGAGAAAGAAUUGUCUACAGGAUGCUUUGGGGGCUCGUUGGGGUCACUGCACUGUUCCGUAGGUCUGUACAAUGUACAUUAAGGCAAGGUCAAGAUGCCAAGUCUGG
Aspergillus ibericus CBS 121593 is the source of this 1077-nucleotide messenger RNA. RefSeq names its product 40S ribosomal protein eS4. Gene Ontology annotation, biological process: translation. Gene Ontology annotation, molecular function: structural constituent of ribosome; RNA binding. Gene Ontology annotation, cellular component: cytosolic small ribosomal subunit; ribosome. The transcript is spliced from 4 exons. The record is from RefSeq and is a predicted model, not a curated record. Lineage: Eukaryota; Fungi; Ascomycota; Eurotiomycetes; Eurotiales; Aspergillaceae. Bases 47 to 829 code for a protein of 260 amino acids.